This is a messenger RNA of Linum trigynum, 3689 nucleotides long. NCBI's taxonomy places the organism in Eukaryota, Viridiplantae, Streptophyta, Magnoliopsida, Malpighiales, Linaceae. The record is from the annotation of a GenBank genome assembly.
UCCCAUCCCAAGUCCCAACCCAACCCACUCUCUACUCCACCACCACCCUAAGCUUCUUCCCACCGCCGCCACGCCAUGGGUGCUCAAGUCAUGCCGGAGCAAACCCAUCCGCCACAACCUUCCAUCCACUCCCUCUCCCCCAGGGAUUCCCACCCCACCCCUCUCCCUCCCAGAAGAUUGGAAGGGAAAAUCGCUAUCGUGACGGGUGGCGCCCGGGGGAUAGGCGAGGCGACGGUGCGCCUCUUCGCCCGGCACGGCGCCAAAGUGGUGAUCGCCGACGUGGAGGACAAGCUGGGCGCGGCGCUGGCGGAGUCGCUGUCCGCGUCGGUGUCCUACGUCCACUGCGACGUCAGCUCGGAGGCCGACGUGGAGGACCUCGUGACCUCCACGGUGUCGCGGUACGGGCGGGUGGACGUCAUGUUCAACAACGCCGGGGUCCUUGGGGAACAGACGAAGAGCAGGAAGAGCAUCCUGGAGCUGGACGCGGACGAGUUCGAGCGGGUGAUGCGGGUCAACGUCCGGGGCGCGGCGCUCGGGAUCAAGCACGCGGCUCGCGCCAUGGUGGCGCGUGGAGGGGGGUGCAUCGUGUCGACGGCGAGCGUGGCCGGGGUGAUGGGCGGGAUGGGCCCGCACGCGUACACGGCGUCGAAGCACGCGGUGGUGGGGCUGACGAAGAACGCGGCGUGCGAGCUGGGGAGGUACGGGAUCCGGGUCAACUGCAUUUCGCCCUUCGGGGUGGCCACGUCGAUGCUGGUGGACGCGUGGCGGGGACGCGGUGGUGACGAGGAGGAGGAGGUGGAAUGUGGUGGUGGGUUGGGGGGGACGGUGCCGAGCGAGGAAGAGGUGGAGGAGAUGGAGGCGUUCGUCAGAGGGUUGGCGAAUCUGAAAGGGCCGACAUUGAGGGCAAGGGAUAUAGCGGAGGCGGCGCUUUACUUGGCUUCCGACGAGUCGAGGUACGUCAGCGGGCACAACCUCGUCGUCGACGGCGGAGUUACUGUUACUAGGAAUUGUGUUGGGCUGUAAAUACAAUGUAAUUGUAAUCUAUUGUGGUGGUCAAUUUUGUUUGGUUGGUUGGCGUAUUUGCUUGAUAGUUGAUUCUGUGUGGGUAUGUGAAAGAAAGACGAGAGAAAGUGGUAUUGUCUUUGGUACCAGUUGACUUUUACACGAAGUUGAAAGUUGACAAUUAUUUUUUUUACUGGUGAAAGUUGAAAUGUUGGGAAGAAAGGAAAAUUAACCACCGGCAUUAAGUUUGGAUUAAUUUAAGAAGUAAAUAUUUCGUUUAUUUUCCUUCAAUUUUGUUGUAUUGAAACAUCAAAUAAAUAAGGCAAUUAAUUUAAGGUAAUAACAACAUAGUCCAUUAGAUGAAGGAGGUUUCAAAUGAAUCAUUUGAAUUUUCUGCCGGUGGCUAGCAGUGACCAUUGACCAAUAAUUCAGGUCCUGAAAACUUCGGUACUUCUCCACAUCAGACAAUUAUUUGGGGGAAAAGAAUCAAAGAAUAACCUAAAAACAAAAAGUAUAUUUUAUAUAUAGAAUGAAUAACAGUAUAAGAGUAUGGUAUAAAAUAUAGAAGAUUCUGCAUCAUAUCAGUCUUGGGCUCUUGGCUGGCUUGUAGUAGUGUAUAUGGGUCGGAUCAGGCCGUGGGUUGGUUUUCGAAUUACGUAAUAUCAGAAUCAAGUAAUCAACUCCUUAGUAUGGGCAUAUGUUCACAAAUAAAAAGGUUAUGAUAUGGAACCAAACCAUUACAAAUCAGAUUAAAAAGUACAAAUUGAGGUAAAAACCGACAGACGGAAAAAUGGUCUCUUGUAACCUCAAAAAAGUGUUGCGUAAAGGUUUAAAAGAGUUGCAACAUACUAGCGCAACACUUUUACUAGGGUUGCUUAUAGUGGGGGUUGCAAAAUGAAUAGCCAACUGUUUUUUCAUUUCUCGCAACCAAAAUAAAAAGGGUUGCGUAUUAUUACCUCUUACGCAACACCACAUUAGACAACAUAUUUCGAAGUUUUUGCAACACAUUUUACCAACAUAUGCAACAUCUUUUACAAGUUUUUGCAACAUUGAAAUUUUAUCUGUGCAAGUCCAAAUCGUCACAAAUGACUAACCAAUUGUGACAAAUUUUUUGUAGCUAAUACUAAUAUUUUUGUGAUGGUAUUAUCUUCAAUAGAAAUCCUUUUUGUGACGAGUUAGUGUCGACACAAAAAUAACCAGAGUGACAUAUCUAAUUGUCACGAAUAUUAUUAUUUAUGACCAUAGCUCUAUCACAAAUACAUUCUUUAAAAUACAAUAUAUGAUUCGGGGUCGGGUAGGUGUCACAAAAGUAACUAUUUGUGACCAAUUUCUUAGUCACUCAUAGUAUACUUUUGUGAGAAAGUAAUUGUCACAACUUCAAUGGUAUAUAUGGUAUACAAUAUUGUCAAAAGAGGCAUCUAUUGUUAUGUUUUUGUUGUCACAGAAAAUUUGUUGUAUUAUACGAAUGGUUUUUACCAUAAUACGCAGCAAUGAUAAUAUACUUUGCUAAGAACAAUAUUUCUCCGGAAAAUUAUAGUCCUCACCAUCUAACAAACAACAAAGUAAAUAUGUACAAAACCUAUUAUAAACAUAUGUAACACAAGGGGAAAAAAUGGUAAAAAACUUGUCUAUUGAUCCUAAAAUCCUUCGUUGCCUAUUCAUCGAACACAAGAGUGGUUUCUAUGUCACUUUUUAGAGAGUUGAUGUUGCGCUGCUACAGAACCUUGAAUCCUUUCUAAAAUCCUGAGUGGCUUCCCUCAACAGUUCUUGGGACGGAGCUUUCGAAUCAGUGGCUCCAUUAUCUCUUGGUGCUUACAAGAUUUCAAUCUCCUUCAGCUCCAUCAUCCCUUAGCAGGCAUCUGCGCAACCUUUCUCUUUUGGAGACUUUGGAGGAAGAAAGAAAAAAGAGAGUCCCGCGCAGGGGCGGACCCAGGGGGUUCCAGGGGUGUCCCCGGACACCCCUAAAUUUUGCGAACACGAUUAUCCAAUUCCCGGUGGUUAUUUAUAUACGGACAAAAAAAAUAUAAUUGAUAGUGAGGGACACCGCUGAAAUUUGAAAACAUGAUUAUCCUACUGUCAUUUGUGUUUGUGUAUAGGAAUACAAGUGGUAGAUUGGGUAAUUCAAAUCGAGAACGCUAUUCUUAUUAAUAAACUUAAUUUUCGCUGACCUACAACUCAUUUGUUGUUUAAUUUUGAAAAAUGUAAUAGUAAAAUGUCAUUUCUUAUCUCUAAUUAUUUUAAAAACCUAACAAUUAAACUAAUUUCAAGCUACCCUUAAUACAACAAGUGUUGAAAGAGUCUUUCAGCUUUGGGUUACAUCGAGAACAAGUUUACAAAUCGAAUAUGCGAUAAGUUCGUGAAUGAUUGUCUAGUAGGGUAUAUAGAGACAAUUAUUUUUAACACUAUAGUAACCAAGUGUAUUCUACAAUUAUUUUCGAAUAUAAACCUUUUUUAACCUGUACAAGUAAGGUAUUUUCAAAUUAACAAUUUUAUUUUUAUUAAUUAUUAAUUAUUUUUAUUUAAUUUAUUUUUAAAAGAUGACACCCCUAUAAAAAAUUUCUGGGUCCGCCACUGGUCCCGCGGUAAAUAAUUCCAGGACCAUGGAGUAUAUGAGGAAAGGAGAUCAAACCGUAUAUGGAAAGGGGAAGAGGAGAAAAAGAAAUAAUCAAUGAAAAAUUAAAUAUGAU